AUGACCCUCAUAUUCUCUGCUAGCCGGCGCAAAGGCAGGUCGUCGCCUCCCACCCUGCUUCCUCUUACAGAAUCCACCCACUUCCGCUCCCGCAGCCCCCGGUCGACCAUCCGCCAACGAGCCCGACGCUUCCUCCGUUCCCGGAUCGCCCGGCUUCUUCUCCUCUUGUUCUGCAUAUGGAACCUCGCCGAAGUGCUUCUCGUGAGGAGGAACCUCGCAACACCGCCGCAUCCGCGAGCUCAUGCCCGACGGAAAAACGAGAGGAUAUAUAUCGCGAGCUUGCACUGGAACGACGGAUGGCUGGUCCGGCAAUACUGGAGUGAUGCGGUCGUGGGGUUGGCCGAGGCGCUGGGGCCCCAGAACGUCUUUGUGAGCGUGUAUGAGAGCGGGAGCUGGGACGACACGAAGGAGGCGCUGCAAGAGCUGGACUCUACGCUGGGGCGGAUGGGAGUCGCGAGGAACAUUACGCUCUCCGAUGUUACACACGAGGAAGAGAUGGCGAAGGACCCCGAUGGUCCCGGUUGGGUUGAGACGCCGAGGGGCAGGAAGGAGCUGAGGCGCAUACCAUUUCUUGCCGAGCUCAGAGACAAGACGUUGAGGGAUCUGAUUAAGCUGAGGGAUCAGGGUAUACACUUUGACAAGACGGAGGAUGUCCUCACCCUUUUGGAUACCAAUGAUGGGACUUACGCUGCCGCCUGCUCCUUAGACGUUUCCAAUCCGCCCAACUACUACGAUACCUUUGCUCUUCGCGACUCCAAUGGGGAUACGCACCUUAUGCAAACAUGGCCAUACUUCCGGUCUGAGGUUUCUCGAAAUGCCAUGAUUGCAAAUUGGCCCGCCGUUCCCGUCAAGAGCUGCUGGAACGGAAUAGUGGCAAUGCAAGCCAAACCUUUCGUCUCCGAAAAACCCCUUCGCUUCCGAGCCCUCCCCGACUCCCUCGCCGCCCUCCACGUCGAAGCGAGCGAAUGCUGUCUCAUCCACGCCGAUAACCCGCUAUCCCAACAGCUCGGUAUCUACCUCAAUCCGCAAGUGCGCGUCGGCUACACCUCGGCCGCGUACGAGGCCGUCAACCCGACGUCAGGGAGCUGGGUGUCGCCCUGGCAGAUCUUCAAGGGUCUGUGGGGUAGCCGCAUCCUGCGGUGGGUGUACCGAACCGAGACGAGAGAUUGGAUCGUGAAGCGGAGGAUGGAUAGGUGGAUGGAGGAGAGGGUGGGCAAUUCUGAGCCUGGGGAUUUCUGUGUGAUUAAUGAGAUGCAGGUCCUGGUUGAGAAUGGCUGGGCGCAUGUGUAA
Molecule: messenger RNA, 1290 nt
Organism: Scedosporium apiospermum
Lineage: Eukaryota; Fungi; Ascomycota; Sordariomycetes; Microascales; Microascaceae
Exons: 3
Coding region: 1-1290 (429 amino acids)
Source: RefSeq, a predicted model, not a curated record